This is a messenger RNA of Episyrphus balteatus (marmalade hoverfly), 6014 nucleotides long. RefSeq names its product E3 ubiquitin-protein ligase MIB2 (gene mib2). The transcript is spliced from 10 exons. Gene Ontology annotation, cellular component: cytoplasm. NCBI's taxonomy places the organism in Eukaryota, Metazoa, Arthropoda, Insecta, Diptera, Syrphidae. The record is from RefSeq and is a predicted model, not a curated record. Gene Ontology annotation, biological process: protein ubiquitination. Gene Ontology annotation, molecular function: protein binding; zinc ion binding; ubiquitin-protein transferase activity. The coding region runs from base 1027 to 4206 and encodes 1059 amino acids.
UGAACAAACGUCGGGCGGGUUGUCAAUAAAAAAAAAAAAACUUUUUAAUUUUCUACCUUUUUUUUUGCUGCAAAAAAUCGAAUAAAUUUAAUUUUUUCUAUCAUCUCAAAAAAGUUAAUUGAAUUACUUCGAAUGUAAGUUUGUGUGCAAAUUCAAUUCAAUUCCAAUAUAAAUAAAGUUCCAUUAGAAAGUUUAAGACGAAAACGCAAAUGAAAAUUUGUAUAAAAUUCAGUUCCGACCCGAUGUUUGCAAAAGUUCAUCGAAAAAAAUAAAAAAAAAAAGUGUCGAAAAGAAAAGUUUUUCUUUUUUGUUUUAUUUCUGUGUGGUGUUUGUCUCUUCCGUUUGGCUAUUUACCGUCGCCGUCGUUUUGACUUCUCCCUAUUUUUUAAUUUAUUCGCAAUUUGGUGGUGAUUCAUUUUUUUUUUUACAAGCUCACCGCGGACAGGAAUAACAAAUUAACAAAAAAAAAAAAGUACACCUACCGGACAACAGAAAAAUCUCCUCUUUAUUUUUUGUUGCUAUUUUUCGUCCCUUUUUCAUCCUGCAUCGCCAUCACCUGGCUAAAAUAUGAAUUAUUAAAAAAAAAAGAGAAAAAAAAUCAUAGGUGAGCAAACCAUCGAUGUGCAUUUUGUUUGUUCUAAAUUGAGCCUCUUCCAAAAAUUGUCUACUCGGCUCGAUAGCUUUUCGAUAGGUUGGUUGAUAGGUACACAUAUAAGCAUUGAGAGACACCGAGGACCGAGAGCAAAGGUGUUUUUACCACCGCCACCCAAUUUGGCUUAUCUCCCACGAUUUUUUUGAUUAUGACAAUCAAUAACCCUGGGAUCAGAUCAUAUUGGUCAAUCUUGUCGUACCACACGUAGUUCAUCGACCCCUGAAAACAAAGGAAAGGAAAAUAUAAAAUGAGAAAACACAUUUUCUUUUUGGGAUAGAACUCAAACAAAACAACAACAAAAAAAACAUUGAAGUAACUAUAUAACUUAAUUAAAAUCACAUACGGAACGAGACAAAGACUAAAUAAACGAAGAAAUGGCAACAAUUCCACCAGGCAUCAGAGUUGUUCGCGGACCAAAUUGGAUAUGGCAAAAUCAAGACGACGGAGAAGGUCACGUCGGUACAGUUUGUGAGAUAGGACGUUUCGGAUCAGCACAUUCCCCCGAGAAGACAGUUGUGGUGAAUUGGGAUUCCGGUCAUAGAACAAAUUACAGAGUUGGAUAUCAGAAUCAGUACGAUUUGAUAAUCAUAGACAACGCACAAGUUGGUGUUCGCCAUUCAAACGUGGUAUGUGAUGGCUGCUCGAAAGGUGGAAUAGCCGGAAUUGUCUUUAAGUGCGCGCUGUGUUCUAAUUAUCAUUUAUGCGCCUACUGCUAUGGUGCUGACCUGCAUGAUACAGAACAUCCGUUUAUUCGUUACACUACACCCACAUCUCUUGGUGUGAGAGUGCCUCCACGUAAAGGAUCUGGAAAAAUUCAACUGAAAGGAAUAUUUGUUGGAGCAAAAGUUGUUCGUGGUCCAGAUUGGGAGUGGGGACAACAAGACGGUGGAGAAGGUAAGAGUGGGCGUGUUAUGGAAAUUCGUGGAUGGGACAACGAAUCUUGUCGAAGUGUAGCAAAUGUAUCUUGGGUAACUGGUUCAACAAACGUUUAUAGACUCGGUCAUAAAGGAAACGUAGAUUUAAAAUAUAUAGUUCCAACAUCUGGAGGGCAUUAUUAUAAAGACCAUAUGCCUGUGUUAGGUCAACCUGAAGAACAACAACCCGUUGUUCCCACUGUCAAGCCUGUCUUUUCAGUUGGAGAUCGUGUUAAAGUAUGUUUAGAAGUAGAUGCUCUCAUGAAAUUACAACAAGGACAUGGUGGCUGGAAUCCUCGAAUGGUUGAACAUUUAUCAAAAUUAGGCACAGUACAUAGAAUAACAGAUAAAGGUGAUAUAAGGGUACAAUAUGAUAACUGCCCUAAUCGUUGGACAUUUCAUCCGGCAGCUUUAGUAAAAGUAUGCUCAUUUCGGGUUGGUGAUUUAGUAACAAUAAUAAAUGAUGCAGUUAAGGUGCAACAAUUGCAAAAAGGACAUGGAGAGUGGAUUGAACUAAUGAAAUAUGCUCUUGGCAAACAUUGCAAAGUGAUAAAAGUCUAUUCCGAUGGUGAUCUAAGAAUUCAACAGCUCGAUGAUGGUCUCGAAUGGACAUUGAAUCCCAAAUGCGUUAAACUAGAAAGAUCUCCACUGGCAACGGCAGCCGAACGUUCCAACAGCAUGAUGGACCUAAGUCAUCGCCGCACUGACCAUGUCAUGACACCGCUCUCAGGAUUAUCAGGAACCUCGCUAGCUGACAAAUUGGUUCGUGAAGCUGCACAAGGUCAUCUGGACUUUGUCAAACAAUACUUGGAACAAAAUCCCCAACAAGUCGACGUUAUGAGUGGCGGCAAAGCAUGCAUCCAAGUAGCUGCCCAUCAGGGCUAUGUACACUUAGUCAACUACCUUAUAAGUAAAGGAGCCAAUGUGAAUAUUGUCGAUAAAGAAGGCGAUUCCACAUUGCAUUAUGCUGCAUUUGGUAAUCAACCCGAAACAAUGCGGAUCCUCUUACAAAACGGAGCCGAUAUUAACUUUCUAAACUCAAGUCAUUGUUCAGCGCUGCACAUAUGCGCUCACAAGAAAACACCUCAUUGUGUUCGUCAGCUGUUGGAAUUCGGUGCCGAUGUGAAUAUCCAAGAUUCAUACGGUGACACCGCACUUCACGAUGCUAUUGCCAAAGAAAAUACUGAAGUUGUUGAACUUUUAUGCAGCGCUCCAAAUUUAGACUUUACUGUCAAAAACAAUCGUGGUUUCAAUGUAUUGCAUCACGCCUCGCUUAAGGGAAACGUCAUUGCGGCCAAGCGUAUUCUCCAUUUGUCUCGUCAACUUGUCAAUGUUAAGAAAGAUGAUGGGUUUGCAGCAUUGCAUUUGGCUGCUCUCAAUGGGCAUGCCAAUGUCGUUGAGGCACUAGUCUUGGAAGGGCAAGCCGAAAUCGAUAUACGUAAUAAUCGGAGACAAACGCCAUUCCUGUUGGCCGUUUCGCAGGGCCAUGCGGCCGCCCUUGAAAAACUAGUCAAUUUAGGUUGUGAUAUUUUAGCGAAGGACGAAGACGGUGACAACGCAAUGCAUUUAUGUGUGAUCAAGAAAACAAAUCUUCAACAGGCCUCAGCACCAACUGAAGCGCCAGAAAUUCUGGAAAUAUUCAAUUGCUUGACUCAUUUGACAGAAUAUAGGUUGAUGUAUACGAUAUUAUGUUACUUAGCUAAGAGGGGAUGCCAAAUCGAGCCGAAUAACAAGGGGGCGACGAUAUUUGAGUGGAUUACCGAACAAGAAGAGAAGGAUUUGAUUCUAAGCUAUCAAAGAAUGGCUAGCAAUGUAGCAACAUCUUCUGCUGCUGUGCUUAACAAUGAGGGUAUAAAUCAGUUAACCAGAAAUAUUCAGACCUUAAAUCUAAAUGAAAGUGUUGAAAGUGCGAAUAUAAGUUCGGAUGGCAAUGCUUUGAGUGGAGAAGGGGCAGCAUCAAUUUCAACACCACCACCAGUUCCAGCACAAAGAGGCCAGUCAAAUCAUCACCAGCAGAUGCCUCCUUCAUCGUCAUCAGCAGCACCAUCACCUGCAGACGACACAUCAAAUAUGCAAGUGCCAAAGAAGCAGAACAAUUCGGAUACAUCAAGUUAUCUUGAAAUGAAUCCCAGCAAAAGUAACAAAUUUGAGAAUUUAUUGUCACCUGUUCUGCCACCGCCACCGACUUCAGCAACUGGCAGUCAUGUUAGUCGUAAACAACAAAACAAACCAAUACCAACGCCAGUAUUUAUAACUGAGCCAAAAGAGUGUAUAGUCUGCGAUGAGAUAUUGCAUUUAAUUAAAUUUGAGCCGUGUCAACAUCAGAUAUCUUGCGAAGAAUGUGGCCUUAGAAUGAAGAAAUGCCUCAGUUGCGGUAUGAUGAUUGAGAAACGUGUUGGCCAAAAUGGGCGCUUGGUUACGGGAAAAGACACAACACGAACGUCGUCGGCAGAUCGCUUGCGUUAUUUGGAAAAUAAAAUACAGGAGUACGAAGAGUGUCACUAUUGCAGUAUUUGUAUGGAGCGGAUUAGAGAUGUUGUAUUUUUGUGCGGACAUGGAGCUUGUAGUGUGUGUGCAGAAACACUACGCACAUGUCAUAUGUGUAGGAAAACUAUUCUUAAGAAGAUUAAUCUCUACUAGAUGUCCAACUUAAAUAAAAUUCGGAUGUUUGGAGGAAGAAAGUUGUCGUUUUUGCAAGAUUAAUUGAUGAUCGGUUCUUCUAGAAGCAACUAUCUUGCAAAGCGGUCAGUAUUCUGUUCGAUGUUUUAAUGUAAAUAAAAUGUAAUGCUUUCUUUAAUCUAAUGUACGAGUAUAAGAAAAAUAUUCACAGCAUUUGUUUCGUUUUUUUUUUUUUUAGAUAAAUGGUUAAAUUUAAUAUUUGUGAGUUAUGAAAUGAAAAAAAAAAAAAUAAAGGCUGACAUGUGGAAAAGUAAUAUACAUACAAUACUAUCUCCCAAACAAAUUGUUCUUUUAUUUUUUUAAAAGAAUAUAAAUCAAUGUGAAAAGAAGACCGAUCUUCAUUGAAUUUUUUGUUUUAAACUUUGUUGUGAAAUCUUUUCUUGGUAACUAAAAAAAAAAACUUAAACUUAAUGAUAUUUUUUUAAAAACUAAAUAUUUUUUUUAACUAUGCAUUUGUUUAAUUGUGAAUUGUGUAUAUAAGAAAUAUUUGAAAAACUAUGUGUAAUUGGGUAUUAAAUCAUUAAACAAAUAUAAAUUAUAUUUAAAUAACUUUCAUUAUCCUAAACUCGGCAGAUAGAGAAAACCAAACAUGAAAUACGCUAAGAACACACCAAUUCUGUGGGUGUCAAAUGAUUGCAAAAAAUGGAUAUUUUUGAAUAGAUCUUUCAAUUGUUAAUAAAAAGAAAAAAAAAACAGUUCUUCAUAUUCUUACACCGAAAGCCUUGGCUUAAGAGGGUUUACUUGUUGCCUUGUCUUUGAGCUUUAAAAAAUACCAAUAAUUUUAUUUGCAAUCACUUACAUGCAGAAAUUGCAGUUGGUUCUUAGUCAACAAUAUACAUUUUAAAUUUAAAGUUGACUUUACUCGAGUGAAUGUUUUUUUAAAAACCGGAAAAUUUUAAAAUAGAAUUAAUUUUGUUUUUUUAAUUAUUUAAAUUUUUUGUAGUAAGGUCAACUAAACAAAGGUUUAAAAUUGUAGGAUAAAAAAACUUUUAAUCAAAUGGAAUCAUAGUAAAAAAAUAAACUUAAUUUAUCAUUUAUUUUUAACAACCGCUAUUAUUUAAUUCAGCGCACAUUAACCAUACAUAUUCAUAUACAAUAAAACAAAAAACAGCCAAAUAGGAAGAAAAAUAAAUACUUAAUACUUGACCAAUUAUGUUAAAAAUACAAUUUAUAAUAAUUAACCACAUAACAUCGAUUUGUUUUUUUUUUAUUUGUUAACAUUAUAAGAAAACUUUCAAACUAAAAAGAUAUUAAAUCAUUUAUUUUAUGUUUAAGUUAAUAUUAUGUUAAGUAAAUUAAUGUCAGUUAUUGCAGUAAACCUCUUCUCCGAACAUAAAAACAAAAGAAAUAUUGUAAAAAAAAUCAUGUUUAUUUAAAAUAAUAAUUAAUUUCAUAAAUAUUAAGUUGUUUUCAUUUUGUUGAUUUUAUUUUAAUUUUUUUUUUUUUUCGUUUUAUAAGUUGUGUAGAUUUUAAGGGAUAUUAUUAUAUUUUUAUGUAGUGUUUUUUGACUGUUAAAAAUUAAAACUGAUCAAAAAUAAGAACCAUUAUGAUUAUAUAAACAUAAAUAAUUUUGGAAUAAAAAAAAAGUAUUUAUUAAUGUAUAAAAAUUGUUGUUUUUAAUUUUAAACGAUUUUCGUUCUCCAAUUUUAAGGCAAUAUUAUGACUCGCGAGUCGCAUGGAAAAAUAAACGAAUGUGGGUAUUUGACAUUUCGGUUUGCCGUUUGCGACUCAGGGUUGAAGGGUUAAUAAAAAACUUUUUACUAACCUUA